AUGAAGUGGCUGUUCCUUCUGUCGGUGCUGGCCUUCGUCAGCGGAGAGGAGACCUGCCUCUCCGUGCUAGAGGAACCUUACUUCCUGUUCGGCACGAAGACUGCUUACACUUUCGCUAACAGGGUCAUCCCUACAGCAAGAACUCAUGAUAUACCUGGUUGCCAACCGAUUGCCUUCUGGCUACUGAACCGACAUGGCUCUCACAAACCUGAGGCGAAUGAAGUAGUGGAACUGCAGAAACUAGGGGACCUCAAAAACAAUAUCGUCACCAACUACAGAAAUGGCAACUUUAGGAAUACUAAUCAACGUAUGUGCUCAUCAGAUCUCAACCUACUGGAACAAUGGCGAUGGGACGACCGACAUAACCUGACGUUUGCUGGAGACCUCACUUCUGACGGGUAUAUGACAACGCAGCAGUUUGCACAAGCCUGGAAGCAAAGGUUCCCUGGACUUAUGACAUCUAACAGCCAGAACUAUUUGUUCAAGUUCGUAAAUGAUCAGCGUUCAAGCAACACAUUCAAGUCGUUCACUGAAGGUCUUUUCGGAGACCAAGCAGAGAGCCUCGAUAUACCCAAAGAAAAUGAUGAAAAAUUGCUUAGGCCAUUCAAGUUCUGCCCAGCUUGGAACAAGAGCGUCGGAGAGAACAAUGACACGGUGUCACAACUUAACAUCUUCGAAUCCAAGUUGGAGUUUAAAGAGAUGAUCAGUAACAUCUCUCUUCGCCUAGGCUUCAACUAUGAUAUUCAGAAGGAGAUCGUUCUCCGCAUCUACGAGAUGUGUCGCUACAACAAGGCGUGGGAUGUCAGCAAGAUAUCGCCUUGGUGUGCUGCCUUCACCAACGAAGACCUAAAACGCCUGGAGUACGCAGAAGACUUAGAUACGUACUAUAGAUACGGCUACGGGUCUCCAAUGAACAAGGACGUUGGAUGCACCUUCGUCAAGGAUAUGAUGACCUUCUUCGAGAAACAUGUCACCAAUAACAACCAGUCGCCUCUAAACCCUCGCGCGACGAUCCACCUCACCGAAGCAGCGAUGAUGCUGAUGACUCUAACAGCGAUGGGCGCCCACCAAGACUCCGCCCCCCUCACUGGAGACAACUACCACUCCGCCGUGGUACAGUCCAGGAAAUGGACCACUUCUACCAUGACUCCAUUCAAUGCUAACUUAGCUGCUGUACUAUACAAAUGCACACAAAACGGCAACUUCCAAGUGAACGAAGAAUAUCAGGUACUAUUCCUAGAGAACGAGCGACCAAUGAACUUGCCAGGCUGUAGAGUCGGGCUCUGUGAUUGGUCACUCAUCAAGAGCCGUUACGGGGACCUUACGAAAAACUGCGACCUCAAAUUUUGUAAUUCCGGUAACAAUUUGAAUGGUUUAACUGGCAUCAGUAUUGCUAUCCUUGGUUUUAUAGUUAGCUACAUUAUCAGGAUAUAA
Spodoptera littoralis (African cotton leafworm) is the source of this 1434-nucleotide messenger RNA. NCBI's taxonomy places the organism in Eukaryota, Metazoa, Arthropoda, Insecta, Lepidoptera, Noctuidae. The record is from the annotation of a GenBank genome assembly.